This is a messenger RNA of Sordaria macrospora k-hell, 645 nucleotides long. The record is from RefSeq and is a predicted model, not a curated record. Lineage: Eukaryota; Fungi; Ascomycota; Sordariomycetes; Sordariales; Sordariaceae.
AUGGCCAACGACGAGUACGAUUUUCUCUUCAAAGUGGUCCUCAUCGGAGAUUCGGGCGUUGGAAAGUCCAACCUUCUCAGUCGAUUCACCCGUAACGAGUUCAACCUCGACUCCAAGUCCACCAUCGGCGUAGAGUUUGCCACCAGAUCCAUCCAGGUCGACUCCAAGACAAUCAAGGCACAGAUUUGGGAUACUGCUGGCCAGGAACGUUAUCGCGCCAUCACCUCUGCCUACUACCGCGGUGCUGUCGGCGCCCUCCUCGUCUACGAUAUCAGCAAGGGCGUGACGUUUGAGAACGUGAACCGAUGGCUGAAGGAACUGCGCGACCAUGCCGACCAGAACAUCGUCAUCAUGCUUGUGGGUAACAAGAGCGAUUUGCGGCAUCUGAGAGCCGUGCCCACAGAGGACGCCAAGAAGUUUGCCGAGGAAAACCAUCUAUCCUUUAUCGAGACUUCGGCUCUCGACGCCACAAACGUUGAGCUUGCGUUCCAAAACAUUUUGACUGAAAUCUACAAGAUCGUGUCAACCAAGAACUUCGACAACGGCCCCAGCGGGUCCACCGAGGGCCACCAAAACCUGUCCGGCCAGAGCAUCUCGCUCAGCCAGACCGCGAACGACCCUCAGGCGAAGUCUGGCUGCUGUUAG